This is a messenger RNA of Culicoides brevitarsis, 1044 nucleotides long. RefSeq names its product lactosylceramide 4-alpha-galactosyltransferase-like. The transcript has a single exon. Gene Ontology annotation, biological process: glycosphingolipid biosynthetic process. Lineage: Eukaryota; Metazoa; Arthropoda; Insecta; Diptera; Ceratopogonidae. Gene Ontology annotation, molecular function: alpha-1,4-N-acetylgalactosaminyltransferase activity. The record is from RefSeq and is a predicted model, not a curated record. Bases 1 to 1044 code for a protein of 347 amino acids.
AUGAGCUCCGAAAAACUGCUAGGCGAUGGCGAAACAUUCUACAAGAAAAUUCGUUUUCGGUACUUCAUUAAACGCGUUAUCGUGCCAUUAAUUUGUGUUUACUUUUUAGUUUCGAUGAUUUCUUUUGAUGAAUUAGUGAAGAAUAUGUUUCCAAAAAAAUCCAGCAUGGAAUCAAAUCGCCCAACUAGCAACAUGUCCAUCUUUUUCAUCGAAUCCAAGAGACCCAAAGACCACGUUCUCAGUCUCAAUGCGCGUCAGGCUUGUGCCCUUGAGAGUGCUGCCUUGCACAAUCCAGACUUUACCGUGAUAAUGUACGCUUUGAAUGUCACCGACCUGCAAGAAAUGCAUCCUUACAUGAGGGCUUUGCGACAAUAUCCAAACAUCAAAAUCAUUCCAACAACGAUGCAAGAACUCGUAAAAGGUUCCAUUGCGGAAUUGUGGAUAGCUCAAGGAAAAAUUGAGGCAUCACCAAUGCGACGUACGCAUCUUUCCGAUUUCCUGCGAUUCUUUUUGCUCUAUCAAUAUGGCGGGAUUUACUUGGAUACGGAUUUCAUUGUGUUCAAAAGUUUGCGAGACUUGACACCGGGAUGGGCAGUUGCUGAAACUGGGCAUUGGAUUGGAUCCGCAGCUCUUGGUAUGGAUGUCAAGGGUGAGAGUCAUAUUGCCGCCGAGUAUCUCAUAAGGGAGUUCAUGGAGACGUACAAUGGAACGAUAUAUGCCUACAAUGGACCCGGUUUAUUGACACGAGUUGCUCAUAAAUUUUGUGGUACACAAAAUACAAAAAGGAUGACACGCGAAAUGUGUGGAAAUUUUGAGAUAUUGGAACAUGAUUCGUUCUUUCCACUUGCGUAUAAAAUGAAGGAACCAAUUUCUGAUCCAAAGAGUAUGCAGGAUGCCAUGAGAGCUAUCAAAAAUUCGUAUGGAAUGCAUUGCUGGAACGGAAUGUAUGGAUCAUUUAAGUUGGAAGAAGGAUCAGCAAUUAAAUUUUUAGUGAAGAAGCAUUGCCCAAAAAUUUAUAAAACAGUUGAUUAUGUUUUUAGAUAA